AGGAAAAAGGCAAUGAUGGGCAGGUGCUGCCGCCUAGCGCCGAAACAGAAACGGCAAGCGCAAGCCGCGAGAAAACGCCCCCGGUGAAUGACGUAAAAGUAACCACUCCCUUGUCUCUGUCCCCACUCAAAGCCGGGUAUUACUAUUACAGUUUCCAUGGCGAUGACCCGGAUCUACAAGGUUUUGGUGACAAUGGAAAUAUUUAUGCAAAUGGCGACAUAGUCCGCGCCUAUAAUUUGGAGACUGGUUCAUUAGACCACAAGAGAUUGAGUAGGUCUUUAAAACGAAUGGUAUCUGAGAUCAAGGAAAUCCGAGGUCAGGACAACACAGACACAGAAAGUGCCCAGAAUUCAUCAGGGAGUGUAUCAGUAGAUGGCAUUGCAACAGAGCUACGUGACGUAACGUGAGACCACGUGCUCGUAAACUUAACAAAAUGACAACUGUUGAAAAUACGUUUUUUUUUAAAGUAGGUAGGCCUACAUGUAACCCGGUGCAGUGAACUAAUACAUGAAUGUGCUGUCAGCUCUUUUUAUAAUAUAUAAAAUG
Messenger RNA from Lingula anatina, 546 nucleotides. RefSeq lists its product as uncharacterized. Lineage: Eukaryota; Metazoa; Brachiopoda; Lingulata; Lingulida; Lingulidae. The record is from RefSeq and is a predicted model, not a curated record.